UUCAGUGACUGAGACAAACUGGAGGUGAGCGGAACGGGUGCUGUCCACGCGCGGCCGGUGCUGAACCUGGGACAUCAGCGGACCCGUUUUCACAUACCUUGAGACAACGCCCUCUAGCACCCCCUGUGCCCUGACGACCCUCUUUACCUGCUGGACCCUGUCAACUUGACAAAGGAGUGUGGUUUCGGACGUGGGAAAGAGUCCUCUGCCGCCUGGGCGCCCAUUCAGGCGUGACUUCGGGGAUUUCUAUAGUUUCAGACCAAACUAUUUACAUCUUUUCCCAGCUAAGCUUAUCUUUUUAGGUUUUUUAAAAAUUUAUUAUUAUUAUUAUUAUUAGUACUGUGAUUCACCAAUCCACACCGUUUAAGAAUCUUUCUGGGAGACUUUUUUGACUGUUGAAAUAAGGUGAAAAGGAUGUUUAAGUGCUGGUCAGCUGUGUUGUUUCUUGGAUUCAUUUUCCUGGAAUCAGAAGGAAGGCUAACCAAAGAAGCAGGAUAUGGCCUUAAAUCCUAUCAACCACUAAUAAGAUUACGGCACAAGGAAAAAAGUCAAGAAAGUUCAAGAGUCAAAGGAUUCCUGAUUCAGAAUGGCCCUUUGGGAUCCUGUGAAAACAAAUACUGUGGUCUGGGAAGGCACUGUGUUCUCAGCAGAGAGACAGGCCAGGCGGAAUGUGCCUGCAUGGACCUUUGCAGUCAGCACUACAAGCCCGUGUGUGGAUCUGAUGGAGAGUUCUAUGAAAACCACUGUGAGGUACAUCGAGCUGCUUGCCUGAAAAAACGCAAGAUUACCAUUGUUCACAAUGAGGACUGCUUCUUUCAAGGAGAUAACUGCAAGGCCACUGAAUACAGCAAGAUGAAAAGCAUGCUUUUAGAUUUACAAAAUCAAAAAUAUAUAACACACAACAAUGAAAACCCUAACGGUGAUGAUAUAUUUCGGAAGAAGUUGCUGGUGGAUGAAAUGUUUAAAUAUUUUGAUGCUGACAGUAACGGACUUGUAGAUAUUAAUGAACUAACACAGGUGGUAAAACAGGAAGAACUUGACAAGGAUCUUUCUGGUUGUACAUUGUAUGAUCUACUGAAAUAUGAUGAUUUUAACUCUGACAAGCACCUGGCUCUUGAAGAAUUUUAUAGAACAUUCCAGGUUAUUCAGCUGAGUCUGCCUGAAGAUCAGAAACUAAGCAUCACCGCGGCAACCGUUGGACAGAGUGCCGUUCUAAGCUGUGCUGUGCAGGGAGCACUCAGACCCCCCAUCAUCUGGAAGAGGAACAAUAUUAUUCUAAAUAACUUAGAGUUGGAGGACAUCAAUGACUUUGGAGAUGAUGGGUCUUUGUAUAUUACCAAGGUUACAACCACUCACAUGGGCAAUUACACCUGCUAUGCAGAUGGCUAUGAACACAUCUAUCAGACUCACAUCUUCCAAGUGAAUGUCCCUCCAGUAAUCCGGGUGUAUCCAGAAAGUCAAGCCAGAGAACCUGGGGUCACUGCAAGUCUCAGGUGCCAUGCAGAGGGCAUACCAAACCCUCAGCUUGGCUGGCUGAAGAAUGGAAUUGAUAUCACACCAAAGCUGUCCAAGCAACUCACGCUUCAAGCAAAUGGUAGUGAGGUUCAUAUCAGCAAUGUGCGCUAUGAAGAUACAGGAGCAUACACAUGUAUCGCAAAAAACGACGCAGGGGUGGAUGAAGACAUCUCUUCGCUUUUUGUGGAAGACUCUGCUAGAAAGACCCGUCUGGGGAUUGGGAACAUGUUCUACGUUUUUUAUGAAGACGGAAUCAAAGUGAUACAACCCAUAGAAUGUGAAUUUCAGAGGCACAUUAAGCCAAGUGAAAAGCUCCUUGGAUUUCAGGAUGAAGUCUGUCCAAAAACUGAAGGAGAUGAAGUACAGAGGUGUGUGUGGGCCUCAGCUGUCAAUGUCAAAGACAAGUUCAUUUAUGCAGCACAGCCAACUUUAGACAGAGUCCUUGUUGUUGAUGUGCAGUCUCAAAAAGUUGUUCAGGCAGUAAGCACGGACCCUGUCCCAGUGAAAUUACACUAUGACAAAUCCCAUGACCAGGUCUGGGUGCUCAGCUGGGGAACGAUGGAAAAGACUUCUCCAACACUGCAGGUAAUAACGCUGGCCAGCGGGAACGUGCCCCAUCACACCAUCCACACCCAGCCGGUAGGGAAGCAGUUUGACCGUGUGGAUGACUUCUUCAUUCCUGCUACCACACUUCUCAUCACCCACAUGAGGUUUGGAUUUAUCCUUCAUAAAGAUGAAGCUGCACUACAAAAAAUUGACCUUGAAACCAUGUCAUACAUCAAGACAAUCCACCUAAAGGACUAUAAGUGUGUUCCUCAGUCGCUGGCGUAUACCCACCUAGGAGGGUACUAUUUUAUUGGCUGCAAACCCGACAGCACUGGAGCGACUCCACCGCAGCUCCUGGUGGACAGUGUAACUGACUCAGUCAUUGGGUUCAACAGUGACGUGACGGGAACCCCGUACGUCUCUCCAGAUGGGCACUAUCUUGUCAGCAUCAAUGACGUGAAAGGUCUUGUGAGGGUCCAGUACAUCACCACCAGAGGAGAAAUACAGGAGGCCUUUGAUAUUCACACAAACCUGCACAUCUCUGACCUGGCCUUUCAGCCAUCCUUUACAGAAGCCCACCAGUACAACAUCUAUGGGAGCUCCAGCACACAAACGGACGUGCUCUUUGCGGAGCUCGCCUCUGGGAAGGUUAAGAUGAUCAAGAGCCUUAAGGAACCGCUCAAGGCUGAAGAAUGGCCUUGGAGCCAGAAGAACAGACAGAUCCAGGACAGUGGCUUGUUCGGUCAAUACCUGAUGACCCCUUCCAAGGACUCUCUGUUCAUACUAGAUGGACGACUCAAUAAGUUAAACUGUGAGAUCACUGAAGUUGAGAAAGGAAAUACGGUCAUCUGGGUUGGAGAUGCCUAGGAGCGCUGUUAAGUAAUUACUGAAGAGCUUUCCAGUACACUGCACUUAAUCCAUUGUUUAAAUUUAUAGCUUAACUUUUCAAGUUUACAACCUAAUCAACAUAAGUUACUUAGUUGGCCCAAAUAAAAUAGAAAUCAUUUUUUG
Molecule: messenger RNA, 3072 nt
Organism: Phacochoerus africanus (Common warthog)
Lineage: Eukaryota; Metazoa; Chordata; Mammalia; Artiodactyla; Suidae
Gene: FSTL5
Product: follistatin like 5
Exons: 15
Coding region: 415-2928 (837 amino acids)
Biological process (GO): regulation of BMP signaling pathway; multicellular organism development; cell differentiation
Molecular function (GO): calcium ion binding; protein binding
Source: RefSeq, a predicted model, not a curated record